Alternaria metachromatica is the source of this 837-nucleotide messenger RNA. RefSeq lists its product as uncharacterized. NCBI's taxonomy places the organism in Eukaryota, Fungi, Ascomycota, Dothideomycetes, Pleosporales, Pleosporaceae. The transcript is spliced from 2 exons. The coding region runs from base 1 to 837 and encodes 278 amino acids. The record is from RefSeq and is a predicted model, not a curated record.
AUGCGCGCAUUGAAGCGUGCAUUGGGUGGGGGGUUGAGUGGUGCUGCGGCGAUGAUACUGCAAGUGUUGCUGUUGAUGCCCAUCCGUACGAUCAUGAACUACCAAUAUCGCCAUGGAACAUCGACGACUGUCGCAACUAAGACUCUGUAUGCAGAUGGUGGCAUAGGUCGAUACUACCAAGGCAUGGGUGCUGCUCUCUUCCAGGGGCCCAUCGCUCGAUUUGGAGACACAGCCGCCAAUGCUGGUAUCCUGGCCUUGCUGCAGUCCAACGGCUUCUUGAAGCAGCUUCCAUCGCCAAUUCAGACAAUCUUUGCAUCUGCGUGCGCUGCAGCUUUCAGGAUGCUACUAACACCAAUCGAUACCUUGAAGACUACUUUACAGGCCCAGGGAUCUAGUGGCUGGGGUCUACUGCGGCAGCGCAUUAGGACCGACGGCAUCGGCUCUCUGUGGUGGGGUGCUUUUGCAACCGCAGCAGCGACCUUUGUUGGACACUACCCCUGGUUCGCCGUAUACAACUUCCUUUCCGAAACCAUUACAGAGCCAUCGAGACAGCAGAUCGGAUGGUGGUUGCUACGGGCGGCUUUCAUCGGUUUCUGCGCUUCGGUCGCUUCGGACACAAUAUCGAACUCGUUACGCGUUGUGAAGACAUAUCGACAGGUCAACGAUACAAGGAUAUCCUAUACCGAGGCUGCCAAGCAGGUCAUCCGUCAAGACGGCAGAUUGGGUCUAUUUGGGCGCGGAUUGAAGACGAGAAUCAUCGCCAACGGUCUGCAGGGCAUUCUGUUUUCGAUCCUGUGGAAGCUGUUCCUGAAGAUUUGGGAAGACAAGACGGGUUGA